Penicillium verhagenii is the source of this 1404-nucleotide messenger RNA. Its product is annotated as U2 snRNP complex subunit CUS2. NCBI's taxonomy places the organism in Eukaryota, Fungi, Ascomycota, Eurotiomycetes, Eurotiales, Aspergillaceae. The transcript has 5 exons. The record is from RefSeq and is a predicted model, not a curated record. Gene Ontology annotation, molecular function: RNA binding. Gene Ontology annotation, biological process: mRNA splicing, via spliceosome. The coding region runs from base 1 to 1404 and encodes 467 amino acids. Gene Ontology annotation, cellular component: U2-type spliceosomal complex; U2 snRNP.
AUGAAGGUUUGCGAUGAUCCACGGCACCUUUGGGCCCAUGUGAUGCGGGCAUUGGAUUGCAAGCUCCGCAAAUCGCAAAAAGCUCAAGCUCUCCCGCAAGACCCCCGACAGCGUCUUCAACUGAAAUUCGAAUACGUCAACCUCUCUCAACAAAACUUCAUUUCGGAUAUAAUCUUCCAUCGCCAAUUGCGCACAGUUUCAGGCCUUCAAAUGGCUUCUCCAGUUCCCGACCAUGGACCUGGGCACCAGUUCCCACUCGAUCCCUCCGAAUUCGACAGCGACCACCGGGUUUCGUUCUCGAAGCUUGAUAACAAGUUCAUACUCGAGACGGAUGAUGGACAGGAGUUUGUUUUUGAUAAUGCCCUGAAGCGAUGGGUGCAGACGGUCGAUGAAGAUUUACUCCGCCAGCAACAAGAAGCAUACAAGGUUGCAGGGAUGGAUGAGGAAGACGAAGAGAUUCACCCUCGCGACCGGAAGAAGCGCAAGCAGCAGGAUGACGAAACUACUCAAAAGCCCAAGAAACAGCGCGUAAACACCGCGUUAUUCAUAUCCUCUAUCCCUCUCGAUGUCCAACUGGAAGAGAUCAGAGAAGUCUUCUCCAAAUGCGGUGUCAUUGCCGAGGAAAUCGACAGCGGUCGCCCACGAAUUAAAAUGUACAUGGAUGACGAUGGAAAUUUCAAGGGCGAAGCACUGGUCGUGUAUUUCCGCCCUGAAUCGGUUAACCUGGCCAUUCAGAUGCUUGAUGAGACUGAAUUCCGACUGGGCCAGCCAGGUCCACAGGGGCCUAUGAAGAUCCAGGCUGCCGACUUUUCGUACAAGGCUCAGCAGGACGCACCGCCAAAGACAAAUAUGCGGGAUAAAAAGAAGAUCAUUGCGCGGACAGCAAGGCUUAACAGUAAAUUGGCGGACUGGGACGAUGAUGAUCCCUCAGCUAUUCCAGAAACGAAGUCCAAACAGGACAAAAUCGUAAUUUUGAAGCACAUGUUUACUUUGGAGGAGUUGCAGGAGGACGUCGCUGCCAUCCUGGAUAUCAAGGAAGAUAUUCGUGACGAGUGUGCCAAAGUUGGCGAAGUCACCAACGUUGUGCUCUACGACAAGGAGCCUGAGGGUGUUGUCAGUGUCCGGUUCGCCGAUCCCGAAUCCGCCCGGGAGUGUGUUAAAGUCAUGGACGGGCGAUUCUUUGGUGGCACCCGCGUUGAAGCUUAUGUGUCUGAGGGACGCGAGAAAUUUAAAAAGACCAAUGAGCGACGUGCAGCCCUCGAGGAGAUGGCUGAGCACGGUAUUCAUGCGGAUAACGAAGAAGAGGAACAGCGCCUGGAUGAGUUCGGGAACUGGUUGGAGAAGGAGAAGGCGAAGGAGGUCCCUAAGCCUGAGACCACCGAGCCGACCGAGACGAAGGAGUAA